AUGCUGCCUCUCGCUCUUUUGGCGUUCUCGCUGGUGGUAGUGAUGGUGGAGGGAGCGAGCAUCGCAUCGGCGACGUGGCGGAAGCCGACCUUCGCGAACGUGAACGGCGCGCGGACGCACCAAGCGUUCGCGGCGCUCUUCCAGGCCGUGGCGGUGUUCCGCCCGAACCAGGUGUACGUGGGCCCGCCGUACGAGCAGCUCGCACACGUGCUCGGGCAGAUGGCGGAGCAGGAGGUCGUCGGGAACACGACGACGUACCAGGAGCCCAUCGUCGGCUUCAUGGGCGACGCGCUCAGGGUGCGCGCGGCGUUUGGGAACACGGGAGUGGACUUCGCGUUAGCUUGGGGAUACUCCGCUGCAAGAGCGCAUUUCACCUUGAACAACGCCCAGCUGCUCGGAUACGCUGUGCAGUGCUGGGAAUGGGCCAACACAUACACCAUUUCCCCUGGCACCAACCGCCUCGCGAGCAAAGCGCCAUCCAUUUCUACGAGCUGUGCUACUGGCCCACUCACGGGCGGGACGUUUGCAACCUCGACCCUUUCCUCUCCAACCCUCUCCGCCCGCGCGACUGGCUACUUUGCGCUCCUGUCGGCCAUGCUGGCCCAAGCGACGUCCAACACGACCUACCUCGAUGCCGCGGUCGCCUCCGUCUCCUUCAUCCGCACGCAUCUGUGGGACGCCCCGCGCGGACUUCCGAUGGCCGCCCUUGCCGCCGACAGCUGUGCCGUCACGGAUACCAGUCUGCAGUCGAACAAUGCCGCACUGCUGGUCGAGGCGCUCAGCGUGUUGAGCGUUAUUACGGGCGGGGAUGCGCGGGUGGGGGGCCUGCUGGACGGACUGGUGACCAAGGUAUUGGAAUAUGACGGGUGGCAGACUGCGCAGGGGAUUCUUGCGAGCGGCGACACGAAAGUCGGGGACGGGCUGCUUGUGCGGGCCCUGACGUGGGCGUAUCUCUACAAUGCGACCAACUCGGGGAACAGGGGAUACAUUCACGACUAUGUCGCCGUCCAGUACAACGCCGUGACCGACCUCGCCACGUACAACCUCACCGCCCCGCCCGUGAACAGCACCAAUCCCGCGUCCAACCUGUAUGCCGCGCAAUGGACGGGCCCGCCGCCGGCCCCGGGCACGAACGUCUCGUUUGCGAACCAGACGAACGCGAUCCAUGUCCUCUACGCCGCGGCAUGGAUCGACUUUCCUGGCUCGCCCGUGCCGCCCCCGCUGGCGGCGAGCCUGAGGCUCGGCGAGGGGGUGCUGACGUUUGGCGCGGGCACUUCCGGUGAUAAGGAUGGCAACACUGGUGCCCACCAGAGCAAAGCGGCAUCGCAUACGGGGGCCAUCACGGGCGGGAUCGUCGGCGCAGUCGCGGCCCUCGCGGCUCUCUGUGCGCUGUUGCUCGUCUGCCAUCACCGCCGGCGGGCCGCACGGCGCGGGCCGCGGGACAGCGGGCCGGCGGUUCCGCGCCCGACUCCGCCUUCGCCGACGAGCGCCGGGGCAACCGGGCCGAGCACCGCAUCGCUCCACUCGCGCGGCUACUCGCAGACGACGACGUCGCUCACGACGCCGUCGAGCGCCAGCGCCACCCUUUCGCUGGGCGGAUACCAGGAUAUGAAUCAGCGACCGGUGUCGGGGUCGACGAGCAAGAGCGGCGGCAGCGCGGACGUCACGGUGCCGCUGGUUCCCGUGCGGAGACGAGAGGCGGGGGAGCCCAGGCAGCAGUUGACUCAGGCACAGCAGCGUCGGGGUGUGUCGUUUGGCGGGGACUUUGACGAUCCGCCGCCGGAAUAUGCGUAG
This is a messenger RNA of Mycena indigotica, 1794 nucleotides long. RefSeq names its product Glycoside hydrolase family 76 protein. The transcript is spliced from 8 exons. The record is from RefSeq and is a predicted model, not a curated record. NCBI's taxonomy places the organism in Eukaryota, Fungi, Basidiomycota, Agaricomycetes, Agaricales, Mycenaceae. Gene Ontology annotation, biological process: carbohydrate metabolic process. Bases 1 to 1794 code for a protein of 597 amino acids.